Athalia rosae (coleseed sawfly) is the source of this 919-nucleotide messenger RNA. RefSeq names its product cuticle protein 16.5. Lineage: Eukaryota; Metazoa; Arthropoda; Insecta; Hymenoptera; Athaliidae. The transcript is spliced from 2 exons. Bases 75 to 779 code for a protein of 234 amino acids. The record is from RefSeq and is a predicted model, not a curated record.
UGUAUAAAUACCAAGCUCUGUUUAGCGGUAAGACAGAACUCUAUCUGCUCUCGAAAACAAGAUAUACUAGAAUCAUGGCAUUCAAGCUCAUCGUCCUCUCCGCCGUCUUGGCAGUAGCAAGCGCCGGUGGUCCAGCAGCUUACAGUAUCGCGACUGCGUCAGGCGAUUACGGAAGCGUAGGUUACACCCAAGAAUCAACCCACAAGGGUUAUUUGGGUCAGAACGUAGUUUCGUCCUUCAGCAAGCAAGUCGAUUCUCCUCAUUCAACGGUUCGUGUGAGCAACAACCGCGUAACCAACGAUGCACUCUACAGUCACACCGUAGCAGCCGCACCAGCUGCGUACACGACAUACGCUCAUCAAGCCCCAACUGUUCUCGCUACCAAAUCUGCAUACGCAGUCGCUCCUUCCUACGGAUACGCUCACGCCGCUCCAGCUUACGGAUACGCUCAUUCCGCCCCAGCUGUAGCUUACUCAAGCGCCCCAGCUGUCUCCUACAGCUCAAUCUCUACCCCAGUCAUUGCUAAGUCUGCGUACGCUCACGCUCCAGCUUACGGAUACGCCGCUGCCCCAGCUGCUCCCCUCAUCACCAAAACCGCCUACGCUCACGCUCCAGCUUACGGAUACGCCGCUGCCCCAGCUGCUCCCCUCAUCGCCAAAACCGCCUACGCUCACGCUCCAGCUUACGGAUACGCCGCUGCCCCAGCUGCUUACGGAUACGCUGGAACCGGAGUCGCUCACACCACCUUCGAAGGUCUUGGUGCCCAUUACGCGUGGUAAUUCACACAUUUUCAAGGAAAAUGUAGGGAAGAAUUGAAGAGGAAUUAGAAAAUUUCAACCGCUUUAGGAAAUAAUGUAAAUAAUUUUCUUUCAAUCUAUCCAUGUAUAAAUACGCAUUAAUAAAAACCAAUUCGUAUAUA